CUGUCCAUGUUAGCCUUGCGCAGGGUCGGAGCCAUGUGCGUACAUACCAUUUUGAAUGCGCUGGUGGAUGUGUGGUGAUGAUUGUUCGUUCGCAAGGUGCCGUGCAAAGUUGUUGGGCGGAAGAUCUUCGGGUGGGUCCAGAGUUGCCGAAGUCAAGUCAAGCCAAGUCAGUCAAUCAAUCGACCAUCUCUCACAUGACAUUAUAUCUAAAUUCCGUGCCACUCACUCGGAAAGAGGCUCUCUCAUAUCCAGCCAUCACUGCAAUAUGAGCUGAAGACUAGACCAUGGCUCCCAUCGCAGCGCUGCCUGAGCAAUGGACCGAGCUCAUGACAGCUCGUGAACAGCGCGCUCACCUGGUCGCGGACAUCACAGCCAUCAAAACCGAAUGUGACGCAAACCACGAAGCGCGCCACGUCAGCGAAUGCACGACAUGCUUUCCCAAGGUACUGGAUCGCUUGUAUGCGCGGUAUAAGGACAGCACAGGCGGCCGCGAGUGGUUCUCGGAGCGCAGCAUGGUCAUCCCCGGGCUCGAUACAGUCAUCAGCGAAGCCAAGGCGGGCAAGGCCAAGCUCAGCGACAUUGACGUGAACAUUGCGUCGGAGAAGGAGGCGUGGUAUCGUUGGGUUCUGCGCAGGCAUCCCGAGUUCUUGGCCGUCGCCCGCACCGGCAAGGAGAAGCAGGUCAGGGAUCUUUUGAAUGACCCGGACACCACGCGCGACGAGCUGGUGAGGGCGGUGGGCGAGGCGGUGGGCAUGCCAGAGCACUGGUCGGAGGAUAUUGACGGGUUUGUGGAGAAGUACCAGGCCCGCAGGGGAGACGAGAAGGCAUUGAAGGAGCUCUACAUCCAGCAGUUCUUCAAGGACCAGGCCACGGGUGAGACCCUGCCGCAUGCCCAAAAAUACCUAGACAUGUAUGAGGGCGAUCUCAGCGUCAAGUUGGAGGAUGUCAUUGGCAAGAUCAUCGCCGCCAACAAGGACGACAGGAGCACGCAGACGAAGCGAGAAGAGCACAAGAAGCGACUCGACGAGCUGCGAAGGGCCAAGACGACAUUCGAGCGGGACAGAGCCAAGGCUAAGAACCAGACCCAGGGGGCUCAAAAGUCAGGCAUCGAGGAGAAGCUGGACCACCUCCCACCGUGUCGGACGUGCAGCCAGCAAGUCGACCCUGACGUGUACUGGCCAUGUGCGCUUUGCAUGACAAUGGUGCAACUGGGGGGUGCAGGCGACUUGACGGUAUACUGCUCGCAGGAGUGCGACGACAAAGGACGACUCGACCACGAGACCGAAGCGCACCUCUGCCACGCCGGGGAGAGCUGCGUCUUCUUCACCGAUCCGAAAACAAGCCAGCAGGGCGGCCCCGAGAGUGCCAAGAUGUGUAACGAAUGUCUGGAUAAGAAAGAGGCUACUGUCUACUGCACGCUCACCUGCGCAGAGCGCCACCUGCCACGGCAUCGCAGGAGCGUGCACGGCGCGGAGAUGGAGGUGGACAGGAUACAGGAUCUGGUCUCGCCGUUGCACAAGGUCGUCGAGAUGACUUUGUCGGGCGAGAAGGUGGGCGCGGAUAUCACGUUUACGUAAAGGGACUAUGGCUGGGAUACAUGAGUACGCGGCGUACAGGUGGAUCGUUUAUGGCGUUGGGAUUAGAGCGAUGCUCGAGGGACUUGGAAUUUCUGAUAGACAGACGGAACCGGCAUUUGGUUGGCAUUGCUAUGAUUGACAAUGAAUGGGCCGUUUGACCAUUGUUAUAUGGCGCCUUGGUGCCAUUUUCACGACUUGUCGUUACAUCCGAGCCUCUUCGGCAUUUACGCCCAAG
Molecule: messenger RNA, 1812 nt
Organism: Emericellopsis atlantica
Lineage: Eukaryota; Fungi; Ascomycota; Sordariomycetes; Hypocreales; Bionectriaceae
Exons: 2
Coding region: 285-1577 (430 amino acids)
Source: RefSeq, a predicted model, not a curated record